GCAGGAAGGGCUCUGUGUGCGGACCACAGAGGUCAGCCAUAGGUCUGCGCUCUCUACUCUGUGGAGUGCCAUUAAGAGGAAUUUGUACUCAUCCCAACUGGAGGGCUUCUGUCUGUUUGCCUUUUUUCUUGAACUACUCUGGUUUAUCAUUGUAUUAUUUAUUUUACGGUUAAACUAUAAACCCGAGUUGCAUCACCGGAUUUCUGCCCCACGAACCCUCCUCCCUGUAGACUUGAUGGCGUUUUGUCCUUGGGCAUCAGCGGCCACCCUGGGGCCAAAAGACAUGGAGAACAGCACUUUGACAGGGAAUGAAAGCUACUGGUUGACUUUAAAACACCUGGGCUUUACAAAUUUGAAGGCAUCCCAGAGUGGGGCACAAUGUCAACAGCCGGAGUUGCUGCUCAGGAUAUUCGAGUCCCAUUAAAAACUGGAUUUCUCCAUAAUGGUCAGGCCUUGGGGAAUAUGAAGUCCUGCUGGGGCAGUCACAGUGAGUUUGAAAAUAACUUUUUAAAUAUUGAUCCAAUAACCAUGGCCUACAAUCUGAACUCCCCUGCUCAGGAGCACCUAACAACUCUUGGAUGUGCUGCUCGGUCUGCUCCAGGGAGCGGCCACUUCUUUGCAGAGCGUGGUCCAUCUCCAAGGUCAAGCUUGCCCCCUCUUGUUAUAUCACCAAGUGAAAGCUCGGGACAGCGUGAAGAGGAUCAAGUUAUGUGUGGUUUUAAGAAACUCUCAGUGAAUGGGGUCUGCACUUCCACACCUCCACUUACACCCAUUAAAAGCUGCCCUUCCCCUUUCCCCUGUGCGGCUCUGUGUGAUCGGGGUUCUCGGCCGCUCCCGCCACUGCCCAUCUCUGAAGACCGAUCUGUGGAUGAGGCCGACAGUGAGGUAGAGCUUCUAACCAGCUCAGAUACAGACGGGCUCUUAGAAGAAGACUGUGCACCUUCAGAUUUCAAAUAUGACGUUCCUGGCAGGCGCAGCUUCCGUGGCUGUGGCCAGAUCAACUAUGCAUAUUUUGACAGCCCAACUGUUUCUGUGGCAGAUCUUAGCUGUGCAUCUGACCAGAACAGAGUUGUUCCAGACCCAAACCCUCCCCCACCUCAAAGCCAUCGCAGAUUAAGGAGGUCUCACUCAGGACCAGCUGGGUCAUUUAACAAGCCAGCCAUUCGGAUAUCUAGCUGCACACACAGAGCUUCUCCUAGCUCUGAUGAAGACAAGCCUGAGAUCCCUCCCAGGGUUCCUAUACCUCCUAGGCCAGCAAAGCCAGACUAUAGAAGGUGGUCAGCAGAAGUGACCUCCAACACCUACAGUGAUGAAGAUAGGCCUCCCAAAGUUCCCCCGAGAGAACCUUUGUCUCGGAGUAACUCCCGUACCCCAAGUCCUAAAAGCCUUCCGUCUUACCUCAAUGGGGUCAUGCCCCCAACACAGAGCUUUGCUCCUGACCCCAAGUAUGUCAGCAGCAAAGCCCUGCAGAGACAGAGCAGCGAGGGAUCUGCCAACAAGGUUCCUUGCAUCCUGCCCAUUAUUGAAAAUGGGAAGAAGGUUAGCUCAACGCAUUAUUACUUACUACCUGAGAGGCCGCCGUACCUGGACAAAUAUGAAAAGUAUUUUAAGGAAGCAGAAGAAGCAAACCCAAGCACCCAAAUUCAGCCAUUACCUGCUGCCUGUGGUAUGGCCUCUGCCACAGAAAAGCUGGCCUCCAGAAUGAAAAUAGAUGUGGGUAGCCACGGGAAGCGCAAACACUUAUCCUACGUGGUUUCUCCAUAAAUAUGGGGUCAUGCUUCAACAGAAGUUACAUGGAACGAAUGGCUCCCGGUUUUCCAGUUUGAGGUUCAUAGAACAAUGUCAAGUGGCAAAAUGAAGUUGGUGGACUCCGCCUUAAUGAGAAAGGCUUAGAGCAGAGUUAUGAGGUGCUGUAAUGCUGGGAGUCCCUGAUCUAUCAGCAUAGGAGAAAAAAGGAUGAUUUAAAGAUGUGCUAGGGGGAGGGAAGAAUGGGCAACUUUUACAUUUGACUACAUUAUAUACCUAUGUAUAAAAGUGCGGUGUAACCAUAGACCAUAGCUGCAGGAUAACCAAUUAGUCACUCUUAGAGUAAUCUGUAUUCAGAACAAUUCAAACAAGCUGGAGGAACAGCUCCUGAUAGUGUGAAAAUUGAGCAAAUGGGAGAAAGCAGUAUUGUUAGAUCAGAUUAUAAAUUUUUUAAGUUUAAAGAUUCCUGGCAUACAGGCCUGCUCUAAAAAUUUGUUUUCCCCUUCCCUGCCAGCAGUCUUCUCCAUACACGACAGGGCGUGUUCUCCGCCAGGCCUGUAACAUCUUGUUGAGAUCAUUCUAUGGCCCAAUACUUGUCGCUCUGGGGUUUUGUCUUGUUGAGGAGAGGACGGCAGUUUCUGGACCAUGUUAUCACCUGUGUGUGUCUCAUAUCUUGGAAAUUGACAGAUUUGGUGAAUAACUUUUCCAUGCUAUUCCUGAAACAGUCUGUUGUAGCAAGAGGCUUUCAAGAGUGCAGUGGAGUUGUGCUGGCCAUCAGUGUUUGGGGUACGAGCUUGAUAGACUAGUGCAGCGAUUAGCCAUGAUUGAGAGUUACUUUGGGGAUGUAUGGUACGUUGUUUUUGUUUUUUAGACUUAAUAAAGUACAACACGAGCUGGUCUUGUGUUGCUGGUUCCUAUUCAGUAUUUCCUGGGGAUUGUUUGCUUUUUAAGUGAAACACUUCUGACCAAUAGCACAGAACGUCUUAAUGCCAGAGGUCACUUCAGCAUCUUCCUGCUUUGAAAACUCACGCUGGCUGCUUCACUGCCCUGAGAUUCAGUGAGACACGCAGUUUGUGUUCAGUUUUUACAUCCUCUGAUUGUUUAUCUUGUACAGAUAAACACAAAGAGAAGGUGCUUGCUAGCAGGGACACUGCUGCCAUGUCCCAACAAGCUGUUCAGUUUAAACUGCUGAAUGACAUUAUUUGAGCUAUUUAAAGCUUACUUUAGUAUGAACUAAAUGAAGGUUAAAACAUGCUUUAGAAAAAUGCACUGAUCUCCGCACUGUGUGUACAGUAUUGGACAAAGGAUUUAUUCAUUUUGUUGCAUUAUUUUGAAUAUUGUCUUUUCAUUUUAAUAAAGUUAUAUUACUUAUUUAUGACACCGUUAA
Messenger RNA from Mus caroli (Ryukyu mouse), 3133 nucleotides. The record is from RefSeq and is a predicted model, not a curated record. NCBI's taxonomy places the organism in Eukaryota, Metazoa, Chordata, Mammalia, Rodentia, Muridae.